This is a messenger RNA of Notolabrus celidotus (New Zealand spotty), 5065 nucleotides long. RefSeq names its product WD repeat domain 44 (gene wdr44). Gene Ontology annotation, molecular function: protein binding. Lineage: Eukaryota; Metazoa; Chordata; Actinopteri; Labriformes; Labridae. The record is from RefSeq and is a predicted model, not a curated record. The transcript is spliced from 20 exons. The coding region runs from base 465 to 3227 and encodes 920 amino acids.
ACAGAGCUGUGCCCCGCCCUUUGACUCACCUCGCUCAGUUACAUUUUUUAUGCUCCUGGUUUGUUUAUGACGCGAUCCAGUGGCUCCGUUAGCUUCUCUGCUUACUGUAGCCAGUGUAUUCUGUUGUAAAACUGCGCUUAUCAAUGCAUGCUCCCAUUGGAGAAAGUGUCUAGUGAAGGAGUUAAAUAGAAAAGACGACAGAAAGCUAGUUAGCAAUAGGCGUUGGUCAGUUCUCACAUCCACUAUAUAUUUGUUAGCCUAGCAUUUUGCUAGCUUAUAACGUUAUGACGUGACGGUGGACAUAAAAGUGGGCUCAGCCUGAUUCUGUUACUAACUUGUAUCUUGAAAAGGCAGAGAUUCGAGAGACGAGCGCAUGUGUGAACCAAUUCAGCUCGUAGGUUCGGCUUUUAGACAGCUGCCUGGGGUCUAACUUUGAAAAGCUAGCGAGGAGAAUUCAUGUUAGCAUGGCGUCAGAUACAAGUGACACCGAAGAGUUCUAUGAUGCUCCUGAGGACGUUAACUUUACUCCAUCUCCAAAAGUGUCACCUGCAAAGUUUGUCAUUCCUUCACCUCAGCUUUCACAGAGGAAAGUAAACGCUGCACCAGAUGUUAGCUGUGGAGCAGCCGCUUCUGAGAAUCAGCAAGAUGAUCCCCUACAGAUCAUUGAUAGCAUCAUUGAAGAGAGCCAAAAGGGAAGUGCCGAGGACGUUGGUGAGGUGGCACAGCUUUUAGAUCAACUAAAUGUUGAUGUAAGAGCAGAACCGCAGUCAAAGGAAGACAAUGCUGCUCAGGAAGUUCCUGUAGAGCUACCACCACCACCACCAGCACCAGCAGCAGCAGCAGCAGCUGAAGUACCUCUGCUUGUUCAGGGGCCGGAGGAACAACAGGAAAGUGCAGCAACAAAUGGAGCAUGCUCAAUACCUGCUCCAGAACCUUCAGAUUUCCCAGGACCAUCAGUUGGGUCACAAGAGGGCAUUCAGCCCCCAGACAUUACCAGCACCGUAGGACAGAGUCAGCCUGGCGGUGCUGGCAUGGCUGCAAGUGGAGGGCAGGAGCAGAGACCUGCAGAUAUCUUAGACCAGGUUCCAUUCACAGACGGAGGAGCUGACUCAGACUCUGGGCCUUGUAAACCCCCAAGGCAAUUCACAGUAGAACCCGACAUUGUAGCCAGCACCAAGAAGCCUCCCCCUUCUCGCCCACCACCUCCCAGCGGAGGUCCUCCCCCGAGACCGCCUCCUCCAUCUUGGCAGAGUCUACCAUCCAGGAAGUCUCAAGACUGUCUGAGGCCAAGUGGACUGGAAGUGAUGUGUGCAGUCAGUGGGGACGUUCUGGAGCCCUCUGGUCUGGUGUCUCCCAGCAGCACAGUGAGGAGUCUAACCAAAGAGCUGCAGCAUUCCUUGGAUCUAGCCAGUGCCACUAGUGGGGACAAGGUGGUGACAGCACAGGAAAAUGAAGAUGAAGAGUCUUCAUCACAGAGUGGAGAACACACACCUGGCCCUCAGCGUCCACGCUCCAACUCUGGCAGAGAACUGACAGAUGAAGAAAUCCUGGCCAGUGUGAUGAUUAAGAAUCUGGACACUGGGGAAGAGAUCCCUCUAAUCCAGGCAGAGGAGAAACUUCCUGCUGGGAUCAACCCCCUCACUCUGCACAUCAUGAGGAGGACCAAGGAGUACAUCACGAACGAUGCAGCACAGUCAGAUGACGAUGACAAGUCUCAGGCUCCUCUGGCAGACACUGACGGAGGAAAACUAAAACAGAAAACGACCCAGUUUAAGAAGUUCUUGGGCAAGUCGGUGAAGAAGGCCAAGCAUCUCGCUGAGGAGUACGGAGAGAAAGCUGUCAACAAAGUGAAAAGUGUGAGAGAUGAAGUGUUCCACACAGAUCCGGAUGAUCCGUCGUCGAGUGACGAUGAGGGCAUGCCUUACACCCGACCUGCCAAAUUCAAGGCAGCACACAGCUUCAAGGGUCCCUUUGACUUUGAUCAGAUAAAGGUCGUGCAGGACUUGAGUGGAGAGCACAUGGGUGCCGUUUGGACCAUGAAGUUCUCUCACUGCGGGAGGCUGCUGGCAACUGCAGGUCAAGAUAACGUAGUCCGCAUCUGGGUCCUGAAGACCGCCUUCGAUUACUUCAAUAACAUGAGAUUAAAGUACAACACUGAAGGUCGAGUUUCACCUUCUCCCUCUCAGGAAAGUUUAUGCUCCUCUAAAUCUGACAAUGACCCCGGGGCAAGCUGUGUUCCAGAGGAUCCAGAGACUGAAGAUAGAAAUGCCCCUUUCCGCCAAAUUCCUUUCUGCAAGUAUAAAGGCCAUACAGCUGAUCUGCUGGACCUGUCCUGGUCAAAGAACUUCUUCCUCCUCUCCUCCUCCAUGGAUAAAACGGUCAGGUUGUGGCACAUAUCCAGGAGAGAGUGUCUGUGUUGCUUUCAGCACAUCGAUUUUGUCACAGCCAUUGCCUUCCAUCCCAGAGAUGACAGAUACUUCUUGAGCGGCUCUCUGGACGGAAAGCUCCGGCUCUGGAACAUUCCUGACAAGAAGGUGGCUCUGUGGAACGAGGUGGACGGCCAGACACGUCUCAUCACUGCAGCUAAUUUCUGUCAAAACGGGAAGUACGCUGUUAUUGGAACCUAUGAUGGCCGAUGCAUCUUUUAUGACACAGAGCGUCUGAAGUACCACACUCAAAUCCAUGUGAGGUCCACCAGAGGCAGGAAUAAAGUUGGCCGCAAAAUCACCGGCAUCGAGCCUCUUCCUGGAGAAAAUAAAAUUUUGGUGACCUCAAAUGAUUCCCGUAUUCGCCUUUAUGACCUGAGGGACUUGUCAUUAUCCAUGAAAUAUAAAGGUUACGUCAACAGCAGCAGCCAGAUCAAAGCAAGCUUCAGUCAUGACUACUCCUUCAUAGUCAGUGGCUCUGAGGAUAAGUACGUGUACAUCUGGAGCACUUACCACGACCUCAGCAAAUUCACUUCUGUACGACGGGACCGCAAUGACUUCUGGGAAGGGAUUAAAGCACACAAUGCAGUGGUCACCUCAGCCAUCUUUGCACCCCACCCUGGCCUUAUUGUUCCACAAGAAACUGGAGCAGAUAAACCAGAAGCAGAGUGUAAGAGCCUGGACUCCACAGACUCUGAAACCAUACCCUCAGGAGCCCUCAAGACAGAUCACACAGAGGUUCUGCUUUCGGCUGACUUCACCGGAGCCAUCAAGGUUUUCAUCAAUGUAAAGAAGUACUGAGCACUUCAGAGGUUGACAGCCGCUCACAUUCAGGCCUGUGUGUUGGAUAUCAGUCCAAGAUGAAGAGGCCAGUCAUUGUCACCCUACUGCUUAAUGGUUAUCGCUCGGGGACAAAAAGCUGUGUGUAGCUUUUUCGGGAAAACAGGGACCCUGAAGAUGAGAGAACGGGUUGGAAGUAAUAGACUGUAACAAAAAAAAUGACUGACAAGGUUUGAUUCCCUGUCACAUUUCUAUUUUUUAUUUUUAAUACCAAGCAACUGUGAAUAGUUUGGCAUAAAGAAAAAAAGAGCCAUAUAUGCCUCGUGUGAGGUGUUGAGCAGAGACUGAAUCUGUUCUGGUAUGUGUGAAUAACAGUUACAGGACUGAGUUAGGCUAAAAGCUAUUUGUAACAGUACAGGCACCUUACUGGUCUCUUCUGCUCCGACAUUUUAACGAUUAAGGGGACUCCUGAAAUCAAAAACACUGUCCUUAUGUCAGUCACACAUUUCAAUGUGAGAGAAGUGUAACCAUUUGUCUUGAAGCAAUGUGGUUUAAAUUGUUAUUUACAAAUAAUGUGUGCCUACAACAUCUCGGUAGAUUGCUUUUCCAAACACAACUUCUCAAGCUCUCUAAACUCAAACAAACAUUUGGGUGGAUGAAAGCAAAUCUGUGGUACAGGAAGUCUGUAUACGGUUACUAAUGAUCAGGGCUGGGUAUCUUUGAAGCUUUUUCAGAACCAAUACUGGCGCUUAAGUACUUUUGAUAUUUUGGGUUUAAUGAAAGCACAUUUCAUUCUUUAAAAUAGUACUGUAAAUGUAGUGUGUAACAUUGCAUACUUACUGCUUUUGUAAACAGAAACCAAAUGAUGCACUAUUCAUUUCCUCAAUAAAAAUCCACACAAACUGGAAGAAGACCUGUGAAUAACCUUUUUCAACUUAAAAAAAACAAUCCAAUCAAUGCCUACAAUUCAGCAGAGGAAGUCAAAAUAUCUCGAUACCUGGCCCUACUAACAAUCACCACGCACACAAUCAUCACAGAGUGAUUUAUUCAGUGUCAGACUUGCAGGUUGUCAUUUUUUAACAAACAUAAAAACAAAAAUAUACAUAUUCUUUACGGUGUUCAAACUUCUUCAUAUAAAAAAAAGUGCUCAAUCUUGUACUGAUGGUGAGAGUGGGGACCAAGAGAACAGAUGUGUCGGUCUGUUAAAAGAGGAAGCCAGCCUUAAUGGAGGACAAAGUCCAGAGCUCAGAGUCAAUGUUUGCUCUUUUUUGCCUUCUUGUGGGAGUGAUGUGGUGACCGGGACCUGGACUUCCACAGCUUCCUGUCCAGAGAUGGCGAUCGGGAACUUUUGGACUGUUUGGCGGACUUCUUUCUGUGAAAAAAAAAAGGGGAACAAUUGAUAACAGGUAGACUUCAGGAAUAACAACCAGGAUGAAUGCUUUGAUACUGAUCCGGCAAUCACUUGCUUUAAAGGAGAACUGCUCCUCGAUUGUCGGGUCUGGUCAACGAGAUCUCUACUCUGCCCUCUUCUUCUGUCCCCGUCUUCUCUUUUUUUGCGCCUUUCUUUGUGUCUUCUGUCAUCUUUUGAGCUGUCUUUGGAUUUUGAUCUCAGUCUCCCAUUCUUUUCUUGAUCUUUUUCAAACUCCUGUAUGAGACAGGGUAACACAUCCCAGUUACGUCUGAUACAAGUUUCUUAGAUUUUAACACCUCCCUGAAGGUUGCCUGAAACUUUCAAACCUACUGAUCUACACUUAACAGGCUGCAGGUUUUUCCACAAGGGGGAGCUGUCAGUGACACACAGACACUCACACAUACACUGUAGUUAAAAAAAAAAACUGUAGCUAGAUGUUCCUCUCCUG